GGCGGUAUUGGUACGAAUGACGAUCAAUUCUUACUACAAUAUUUAUGGAGCAACAACACAAACGACAGCAACAACAACAACAACAGCAGGAACAACCACGACAACGACAACAAUUGAUUAUUAUAAUCUGGAUAUUACUAAUAAGUUUAAAUCAAAUAACAAUAACUAUAGCUGAUAACAAUGUAUCAUACAAUGAUAACGAUAUUGUUUAUGAUAACAAUAUCAGCUACAAUAACAACAACAACAGCAAUAACAACAACAUUAACAAUAAUAAUUAUGCUGGUAAUGAGCGUUAUUCGGUUCUACGACUACGUACCAAUGAUCUCAAUCAGUUCUUAUCGAUAAAAAAUUGA
Messenger RNA from Loa loa (African eye worm), 353 nucleotides. RefSeq lists its product as hypothetical. The coding region runs from base 45 to 353 and encodes 102 amino acids. The transcript has a single exon. NCBI's taxonomy places the organism in Eukaryota, Metazoa, Nematoda, Chromadorea, Rhabditida, Onchocercidae. The record is from RefSeq and is a predicted model, not a curated record.